UGCUUACACGUGUUGUUGGUCCCCUCUUGGGAUGGUAUACUGUAUGCCACAUCUUACAGCCUGUAUCCCAUACUUUACAUAGAACAAGUCGUGUAAUUACGGCUACGUUCGUUUGUUUCCGUACAGCUGGUGCACGUACAGCAAGCUGCACAGUGGACACAAGUUUCGCUGGUCUGACUAUCGAUGUAGUUCGAUAUCUUCUCUACGAACAUGGCAGGGAACUUAGGUUUGUGAUAACUUAAGAAGCAAACGAAAAAAGGAAAAUAGCUUUUAUGAGGACUAAAUUAGCCCUUGAACAAGUUUAAACAGUUACCCAAUCAAGGAUAUUUUACGAGCUUUCCACCAGGAACACUUGGAAGAUUCUCAAUACGAAGUGCUCAGAGUCACUGAAGUGCCUGCCCUGCACCUGUCAUUCCUAGACCGUACCAGUGUAAAUCAGAACCCUACUUUGGUAGUACUCUUACCUGCAAGUCUCGGGUCUUUCCAAAGAGCAUGUUGCCAAUGCCGUCUCUCUGCUCCAUUGUCUGGUUACACCGAGGGAUCAAACUAAAGAAAGUGCUUUAUUUCUCAAACACAGGCCAGGUCUGAGUUUCAACCAUUCACACCAACAGUUCAGUCAUGCUUCUUAGUUUUAGUUGAAAAUUCCUGAAUAGUGUUGCCAUCACAAUUAACAUCCUCAACACUCUAGCACUUCACUGCCCUGGUCAGGGUGUAUCAUAGUUGGAAAUCUUUGCACAUGGCUGUAGAGGGCUUCCAAUUCAUAGCAAUUUAUGUCUAUAACAAAGACUGGGACGAGGACCUUGACCUCCAGCCAGGGGACAUACUGACCGUCAGCAAGACGUCACUGACAUCUCUUGGGCUCAAGGAUGGGGACGAGGAGCACCCGGAUUGCCUGGGAUGGAUGGUGGGAGUCAACAAACGCACCAAGCAGAGGGGAGACUUCCCUGGGACGUAUGUCCAGUAUGUGGGGCCUGUGAAGAUGUAUGUGGUGCCCAACCAGCCUCUGCAGCAGAGACCCCUCCCAGCAGCCCCCAGGCCUCAGCCUCCCCCAGCACAUCAAGGGACUUCAGCUCAAGAGUUUGUCCAGCCUUUUCCACCCCCAGAAAAUGCCCUCCCCACUUUGGUGAAGUUGAUAGAGGCCAUUGAGAAAAAAGGUUUGGAGUGCGAGACGCUGUACAGAAAGUCUGGCUCCUUGGCUGCUGGCGGUCAUAGACAGAGCCUGAUUUUUGAGCUCUCGGAGCCUGAGAUGGGCCAGUACGACGUCCAGGCGCUCUCAGAGGCCCUGAUGGGAUUCCUGCAGGACUUGCCCUUCCCCAUCAUCCCAGAGUGUGUCUAUCCCAGCCUGAAGAUUGCCCUGCAAGAGGAAGCAGAGCUGUCUGUCGAGGAGACAGGCAAGCGUUUGCUGAAGGCACUGGAGCCCCCGGCCGUGCCCCUGCCAGGCCUGCUCACCCUGCAGUACCUGCUCAGACACUUGGACCGAGUGGGCCAGAGCUCGCCCCACAAUGGCCUGGACCCUCACACCCUCGCACUCCUCUUCAGCCCUCUGCUGCUCCCCGCUGGGUCAGAAGAAGAUUGUCAGGUUUCUGCCCAGGUGCUGGAGAGACUGCUGGUGGCGAGGGCCUGGGAGCAGGAAGAAAUGCCACCAGCCCUACCUCCCAAACCUUCCAAAACCAAAGCCAUGGCAUCCUCUGUGAUCAAUGGAGACGGCAGCAAGAUGGUCGAUGCAGAGUGGUACUGGGGAGACAUUUCCAGAGAGGAGGUGAAUGAGAAGAUGAGAGACAUGCCGGAUGGGACUUUCUUGGUCCGAGACGCCUCAAGCAAGGUGCAAGGAGAAUACACAUUGACUCUCAGAAAAGGAGGAAACAACAAGCUGAUCAAGAUCUUCCACCGAGGCGGCAGGUACGGCUUCUCUGAGCCGCUGACUUUUUCCUCUGUGGUGGAGCUCAUCCUGCAUUAUCACCAGGAGUCGCUGGCCCAGUACAACCCCAAGCUGGACUCACGGCUACUGUACCCCAUCUCCAAAUAUCAGCAGGACCAGGUGGUGAAAGAGGACAACGUGGAAGCAGUAGGAGAGCAACUGAAGGUGUACCAUGAACAGUACCAGGAGAAGAGCCGGGAAUAUGACGUCUUGUAUGAAGAGUACACUCGCACCUCUCAGGAGUUACAGAUGAAGCACACGGCCAUCGAGGCCUUCACCGAGACCAUCAAUAUCUUUGAGGAGCAGUGCGAGACCCAAGAGCGCUACAGCAAAGAGUACAUUGACAAGUUCCACAGGGAGGGCAACAGCCAAGAGAUUGAGAGAAUCCAAAGUAAUUCAGAUAAGCUGAAGUCUCGUGUGACUGAGAUCCAUGACAGCAAACGGAAGCUGGAGCAGGACCUGAAGGAGCAGGCGACGGACAACCGAGAGAUCGACAAGAAGAUGAACAGUCUGAAACCAGACCUCAUGCAGCUGAGGAAGAUCAGAGACCAGUACCUGGUGUGGCUCAAUCAGAAGGGCACCAGACAGAAGAAGAUUAACGAGUGGCUUGGGAUCAAGAACGACGUGGAAGACCUAUAUUCUCUGGUGGAUGAGAUGGAUGACCUGCCACACCAUGACGAGCGCACCUGGUACGUGGGCGACAUCAAGCGAGGCCAGGCCGAAGAGCUGCUAAGGGGCAGGGGUGACGGCACCUUCCUGAUCCGAGACAGCCAGUCCCAGAAGGGCUCCUAUGCUUGCUCUGUAGUCGUGGACGGGGACGUCAAGCACUGUGUGAUAUUCAAGACCUCCACGGGCUACGGUUUCGCCGAGCCUUACAACCUGUACAGCUCCCUGAGAGAGCUGAUUCUCCACUACAGACACACUUCCCUGGUCCAGCACAACGACUCGCUGAAUGUAACUCUGGCAAUUCCUGUCCUAACCCAGCUGCAACCCAGAUGAGACGCACCGUCACCCGGACACGGCCCGGCACAGAGCAAAAACACACACAGAACUGAGACCACACACUCACUUUUCCCAACAAAAAAGCAAACAACUUUACUAUUGUAAAGUGGCUGUUCCACUGGAUGUCAGAAGGUGAAUUCACCAAUUUGUAAGUCGCUCUGGAUAAGAGCGUCUGCUAAAUGACUUAAAUGUAAAUGUAACUUUCUGAGCGUUGGGUUUGAUAGUGUUGAAGUGGCAGAUGUAAUGACUGACUGGGUUUUGACUUUGAAGAGACCCUGUAAAUGUUAUAUUUUUGUUAAAUCUUUACAACACUACACAGUUUUAAGAUAAAAAUACGUUGACUAUUUUAAAGUAACUGCUGUAGAUUCCAUUUUCCCUUUCAAUGGAGGGAAUUACUUUUUAAAUCGACUUGCCAUUUUGGGGGGGUAGUAACUUUUUUCAACAGUUAAAGAGGCGUAAGGGUUGGACAUGAAGAACAAAAAUACCUAACAAACUUUUUGUUUUCAUCAAGCGUUGCUGACAUGGCUGGAUGAUUGGGAGAUGUGGUAAAAGGCUUAACUUGUAGUGUUUUGUUGCACGUUCAUAUUAAUACACAUGUUCUCCCAGAGCGCUAUGGGACGCAUGCAAAGAAAGCAUUCUCCUUUCUGUGGACUCAUUGCUAUGUGCCCUGUCACAUAAAGCAGAACAUGUCUAGAAGACUAAAUUCAGUACCAAUGUGUUAAUCAAAAACAUUAAUUGGUCUUUUUCUGAAAGACUGUUUAAAAUAGUUUGAGGUUGAUGAUAUUAGAUGCUGUCAUGGCCCCUGGUGUAGCUUGAGGACACUGAUUGCUGUGACAGACAGUGGCAUGUAAUGUGAACUGGAGUUGCAGUCCUUGAUGGUGGAACACUUAGUGGUGAAAGUGCCUUCUCUUCUAAUCCUCGGUCUUCCAUUCUCUCUCUGUUGAUCAGAGUCAGUGUGGAUGCCUUGCCCCAAUCAGAUGCCAAGUGUUUUGUACAGCACUGUGUAUGAAACUAGAAAUCUGAAAUAGACCUGGUUAUUGAUUGCCUUGGAGCAGGGAUGGGUAACUCCCUCAGACUUUUACCUGGGACUACUGCCACUGACUGCUCAGAGUGCACACAUCUGGUUUCCCAGGUUAGGGUCGGGGCUCAGAGUGCACACAUCUGGUUUCCCAGGUUAGGGUCAGGGCUCAGUGCACACAUCUGGUUUCCCAGGUUAGGGUCAGGGCUCAGUGCGCACAUUUGGUUUCCCAGGUCUCAAUCAGUUGCUGACUUAAAUGAAUGAAUGAAAGCCAGCAGACACUCUUGAGGACUGAAGUUGAUGGCGGUGUUGGAUUUGUGCAUGGUGGAAAUGGAUUUCCAUUCAUAUUUUAUAGUUGUGGAUAGAUGGUAGAGCUUAUGGGGGUUGUGUACCAGAUAUAAAAAGCAUGGUCUUUUCACUACAUGUUGACAUUGGGUAUGCAGUAUGCAUCACAUUGGGUAUGCAGUAUGCAUCACAUUGGAUAUGCAGUAUGCAUCACAUUGGGUAUGCAGUAUGCAUCACAUUGGGUAUGCAGUAUGCAGUCUCUCAUUAAGGUAAUAGUAGCCUAAUUCCACAAUUUACUUAAUCGGACUUUACCUGCCACACUUUGUGAAUGAGCUUCUUUCCCAGGAAACAAGUUGUACUGUAAUGCUAACAUAUACACCAGAUAUUCUCGGUAGACUUGAAACACUACUUUGACAAACUGAUUAGUACUAUGCAGCGAGUUAGACAUACAACUUCACGAUGCCUCAUCGACAUUGAUUUUGAUUCAAGUAAAAUCACUGAAUGAGUGAUGACCUUUACACUUGUCAUGUAUUAAUCAGAUGUUGGUGCAUUUUACUGCUCACUUUUAGGAGUGGUUAGAUUGCCGUUCAUGUUGGGAUUGGUGUAACCUUUUAUAGCUGACAACAAUGUUGAUGUUAAUCUGGUUAACCUGUUCUUAUAUUUGUCUUUUGGUUAGGUGAAAAGUGUCUCCUUGGAGAGCGAUGACAAUAAUAGUCUGGACUAUUUACUGAACAUAGCUUUCAGCCAGAGUCCUGCUCAAUUCGACUGUCCUUCAGGUCAACGGGUCUUUGAAAACGGGGACUAUCUAGUUGAUUUGUUUUGUCAAGAGAGAGUGCUGUAUAAAAAAGAGAGUAAAAAAUAUGUUUCUGGUUUGUUUUCAAAUUGCACACGGUGGCUCUGCAUGUAGUAUAAGACUACGAAUGCUCUCCACUGACAUGACCACAGCCAGGUAAAGACUAGCUAAAGAUUGUACACCAGACAAUGUGAUAUAACCAAAGAGUGCUAGUGUCCAUUACUGAGUGUUACAGAAAAGAACCACACAAACCGCCGCCAUAGAUUUUUCAACUAACCUGUUCUUGGGGAUUACUUUCUUCAUUCUCGAUUCGUUUAAAAAAGUAUCUUAGUCUGUUUCCAGUUGCAGUUGGUUCUACAAAAACCAUAAAUUCAGAAAUAUAUCAAUGUUUAAGUGAGAUAUGCCUCCUGGUGUGCUUUGUUUGUCACCUACUUAUACGUGUGGCCGUAGAAGUAGAAUCUACUAGUUCCUGCAAUAAUGCUGGGAAUGCUAGAUCUGCGGCAGCUAAGAUGUCGAGAUACCUCCUCAUGCCGUACAAUACUUGGAUGUAAUAUUUUAGUUUUUUCUGUUUUUUUGUAGAACCACCUGUAACUGGAAACUGAUAUUUUUCAGAUACUUUCGUUAUUCUCGAUUCUGUGAAAAAAGUAUUGCCAAUAACAGGUUAGUUGAAAAAUCUAUGGCGGCGGUUUGUAUGGGGCCUUCCUCUAACGCCCAGUAAUGGACACCAACAUUCUUUGGUUAUAUCACAUUCUCUGGCAUACAAUCUAUAGCUAGGUCUAGACAGUCUGUUCUCAGUGACAUUGUUUCCCCUGGCCUUUUCUGUGGACUUGGGCUCCCGAGUGGCUCAGCGGUUUAAGGCACUGCAUCUCCGUGCCAGAGGCGUCACUACAGACCCUGGUUCGAUUCCAUGCUGUAUCACAAUCGGCCGUGAUUGGGAGUCCCAUAGGGCGGCGCACAAUUGGCCCAGCGUCGUCCGGGUUAGGAUUUGGCCGGUGUAGGCAGUCACUGUAAAUAAGAAUUUGUUCUUAACUGACUUGCCUAGUUAAAUAAAAUAAAAUAAAUUAUAUUGGAGGUCGACAAAAGCUGUGCUUGAUUUCUGUCUCAGACCGCUAUGAUGGUGCAACGUAAAACAACACAUUUCCUCAGCUUGUGAGAAAGCCUGUGAGUGGGUACAAAUUUGAGGCUUGAGUAGGGAUGUCGCUGUGCCAAUAUUAAAAUCUGCUACUGUAAAUGCACUACAAAAACAUGAAUAGGGAGCUCAUGUUUCAGGGGUUUUAUUAUAAUUUGACUUGAACAGGUUCAUUCAUUUACAAUAACUGGCUAUGAUAGGUCAGAAACACUCCACAUAGUGGACAUCUCAUUUUAAGACAAGGACGGCAUCAUUGGUGGCUCUUAAUGGUCUGUUUGAAAGUGGCUUUUAUGAAACCUGUUUGUGUUUUGUUAUUUGUUCAUCAUAACCUGAGCAGAUUUAAUUGAAUAAGCUAGUGUGAAUACUUUUGGUGAUAUUCUUUACAUUUAUAUUUCAUGCUUAUUUAGAGAUUUACUUUCUCUAAAUAACCAAAUAGAUUGAAAAGACUGUGAAAAGGCUGUUUACACAGGCAGCCCAAUUAUUUAUUUCACUAAUUGGUAUUUUGACCAAUCAGAUCAGCUCUGUGAAAAUAUCUGAUGUGAUUGGUCAAAAAAAACUAUUAAUGGCAAAAAUAUCAACAAUAGGCUGCCUGUGUGGAAGCAGUGAACUUUUUUAGAUUUUGUUAUCGAGAAAUAAACUGUCGUAGUAUUUGUUGUAUGUUGACUUUCAAUAUUUGAAGACUGCUUGGUUUUUAGCUUUUGUAUUUGUGAAACUGUGCUGAAAAGUCUGUUAGAUACUGUUAUUUGAUACACAUAGUAUGUGUAUAAUACUUGGCUGGAGUUCAGUAAUUUGAAAUGUAGAAAUCCCCCCCAAAACAUUGCUAAUGAACAGCAAAAUGCACUUUUAAAUUGACAAAAUUCUGUACAAUUAUUGCAUUACCUAAUGAAAAUAUUGGCUGCACUCCAUAGUAUGUAUUUGUCAGACUGGGAGUAUUGUAUGGUACUAAUGAUAAACUUUAAUAAAAUUGUUAAUUUUUAA
This is a messenger RNA of Oncorhynchus masou masou (cherry salmon), 7123 nucleotides long. Its product is annotated as phosphatidylinositol 3-kinase regulatory subunit gamma-like. The transcript has 16 exons. The record is from RefSeq and is a predicted model, not a curated record. Gene Ontology annotation, biological process: insulin receptor signaling pathway; phosphatidylinositol phosphate biosynthetic process. Bases 737 to 2917 code for a protein of 726 amino acids. Gene Ontology annotation, cellular component: phosphatidylinositol 3-kinase complex. Gene Ontology annotation, molecular function: protein binding; 1-phosphatidylinositol-3-kinase regulator activity. Lineage: Eukaryota; Metazoa; Chordata; Actinopteri; Salmoniformes; Salmonidae.